Messenger RNA from Hydra vulgaris (swiftwater hydra), 2082 nucleotides. RefSeq names its product sphingomyelin phosphodiesterase. The record is from RefSeq and is a predicted model, not a curated record. Lineage: Eukaryota; Metazoa; Cnidaria; Hydrozoa; Anthoathecata; Hydridae. Gene Ontology annotation, biological process: sphingomyelin catabolic process. Gene Ontology annotation, molecular function: sphingomyelin phosphodiesterase activity.
GAAAAAAAUGUUCUUAAAUAUAAAUGUGUUAAACCUUCUACUAAUGUUGUUUUCAUCUGUAUUAUGUUUACCAACAAAUAUUAAUUAUAUGAAUGAACAUCGUCGUCAAAAUCUUCUUAAUAUUAUCAACAAGUUUCAUCCAGAUGAAUCUGUGUCUUGCAAAGCUUGCAGAGGAAUAGUUGGAAUUAUACAGUCAUUUGCUGCAUCUGGACACGGAGAAGAGUAUUUUUAUGAUUUUGCUAAAUUUAUUUGCGAUAAAUUUAAAAUUGAAGACAAAACAGUUUGUGCUGAUGUAUGCAAUGAGUUUAAAGACACUGUAUGGAAUGUUUUUAUUGUUGAUACUAUUUUAACUCCAGAUGAUAUCUGUAACUGGGUGUUUGGAAGCAGCUGUGGAAAUCCUGUUGAAUUUUUCCCUUCAUGGAAUAUCUCUAUUCCAGAAAAAAUGUCAAAAACUAUCAGCAAAGAUUUCCCACAGAACAUUGUUGAGACAGUCAAAGUUAUUCAGAUAACUGAUAUUCACUUGGAUAAAGAUUAUAUGGAAGGUUCAAAAGUUGAUUGUGGGCGUCCUCUUUGUUGUAGAAAAGAAGACGGACAAGCAGGAGUUAAUGAAACCAGUGCUCCAAAGUGGGGUUAUGCAGGAUAUUGUGACUCUAAUGUAUUAAUGGUAAAUAGUAUGUUUGAACAUAUGGCAACUGUUCAUAAAGAUGUUGAUUACAUUAUAUGGACAGGAGAUGUUCCACCACAUAAUGUAUGGGAUCAAUCAAGAGAUGACCAAAAAGAAUCUAUUCAAAAUGCUGCUGCUUUAUUUGCAAAAUACUUUCCUGGUAAGAAAGUGUUUCCAAGUUUAGGGAAUCACGAAGGUUCUCCUGUUGACAAUUUUCCACCUCCAUCUGUGAAAGGUAAAAUGGGAGGCCAAUGGUUGCUAGACACUUUGGCAGAUGUUUGGUCAAAAUGGCUGCCAGAAGAUACAAAAGAAACAAUCAAAUUAGGGGGAUAUUACACUACGUUAAUUGAUAAAGGUGUUCGAUUGAUAUCUUUGAAUACUAAUUUUGGCAAUGAUAUGAAUUUUUGGUUGUAUUUGGAUAGUGUUGAUCCUGCAGAAGAACUGCACUGGUUAGUUAAUGUACUUCAAAAAGCUGAAGAUAACAACGAAAAGGUUCAUAUCAUUGGACAUAUGCCUCCUAACAGUUUACUUAAAUGGUGGAGCUACAAUUAUUAUCGAAUUAUUAAUCGUUAUCACGAAAUUAUUAAAGCCCAGUUCUUUGGUCACACUCAUCAUGAUGAGUUUAUUAUCUUCUAUGAUAUGAAAACUUAUACUGUCCCAAUUAAUAUUGCAUAUAUUGCACCAAGUGUAACCACUUAUAAUGAUUUAAAUCCUGGAUACCGAGUCUACCAUAUUGAUGGGACCAAUAGCAACAGCUCAUGGCAUGUCGUGGACCAUCAGACAUAUUUUUUUGACUUAUCAGUGACACAUCUAGAUGCUAGUGAAGUUGCGGAUAUACCUCUGUGGCAGCUGGAGUAUUCUGCUCUGAGUAUGUACCCAAUGAAAGAUCUAUCAGUUUCAUCAUGGAAUGAAUUGAUAUUUAAAAUGGAGAAGGAUGAUAAUCUUUUUAAUAAAUUUUACAGAGCUUUCUACAAACAACACAUUAAAGAUACAUGCACAGGACUUUGCAAACAAAACUUUCUAUGUGUCUUAAAAACAGGAUUGAGUGGAAGUUUUCAUAAUUUCUGCGAUUUUGCUGAAGAAGAUCAUUUCAAAGGUUUAAGAGCAUGGAUUAAAGAAACUUAUAGUAAAUGUUAAAGAAACUGUUCUGUUCCGUUUUUAACUUUUAUUUGAAAGUUUUAAAAUUUUUAAGACAACUGUAAUAUAUUCUGUAAUUUUUAUGGCAAUUUGUAAUAUAUCUCAAAAUUUUUAUAGCAACAUAUAUUCGGUUUGAAAUUGAAAAGUACGUACUCUGUAAUAUUUGAUUUUUGUAAAUAAUUGUAAAUACACAUGUUUAUUGAAUUUUUUUUUCUGUUAUAUAAAUUUAUUGACAUUUUGUUAUCUUAAUAGUUAUUCAGAAGAAUGAAUGCUUCAACAAA